AUGAUACAAACUAAUGAAGGAAACAAUCAUACUAACUCUUCUAUUGCUAGACAAAGUAGGAGACUUAGAUUGAAGGAGAAGAGAGAUGCGCAACGCACUGACAAAACACAAGAAUCUACUUCCUCUCAAAUAACUAAUUGGGUAGCACCUGUACUACCUUUUAUAUCUACACAUAUAUCCAAUGAAUCAGGUGAUUCUCCUGUGUCUGUUUCAUACCAAAAGUUGGUAGAUAAAACUGACCUAAGUGAUGCAACAAAGAAAAGAAGGCUGAUAUUGCAAAAUAACAAAACAUCAUGUGGUCAUGCCAACAGUGCCCCAUCCCCAACUCCAGUCUCCCCAGUUUCUAUUCAAAAACUACAAGAUAAAUCUCAUUCAAUUGAUGCUCGCAAGAGAAGAAGGCUUAUAUUGGAGAAUAGGAAGAUUUAUGUCCUACAACCUGAAACACAAUAUUCCCAGGAACCACUGUCUAACUCAGAGGAUGAUUGCAGUUCCUCCAAUACUUCGGACUCUGAUGAUGACAUUGAACAACAAGCCUUACCAGAUUCAAAUUUACAAGAAUAUUCUGAUAUAGGAGAUCAAAUAUGGGAAUGUACAUAUUGUCAUGCUCAUAUGUGGCUUCAAGAACGUGCCAGUAAAAUCAAAAAGGGACAUGUUCCAACAUUCCAUCGCUGCUGUCGCGAUGGUAAAAUUGUUUUGCCUUUACUUGAGGAACCCCCACCACCCUUGAAGCAUCUGCUGUUUAAUAAAACAUCUCCCGACAGCAAAAAUUAUCGGAAUAAUAUUAGAACAUACAACUCAAUGUUUUCGUUUACUUCUCCUGGAAUGAAAUUUGACACAUCAUACUCAAAGACCGGAGGGCCACCAACUUUGAGACUACACGGUCAAACUUGUCAUCGAAUAGGUACUCUACUACCAGAAACUGGAGACCGUCCCUUAUAUGCUCAGCUAUAUAUUUAUGACACAGAUAAUGAAGUUUCUAAUAGAAUGAAGUGUUUCAGAGACAAUACUGAAAUUGACAAGAACAUUGUUCACAAGUUGAAGAUCAUGUUAGAUGAGUUCAAUAUUCAUGCUAAAUUUUUUAGAAUGGCGAGGGAUAUUCUGGACGAUAAUGCAUUCUUAGACUUAAAACUGAGGGUUAUAUGUGAUAGACCUGAGGAUGGACGCGUGUAUAACAGACCGACGGUUUCGGAAGUUGCUGCACUAGUUAUGGGAGACAUUGAUUCUGCUUGUAAUAGGGACAUUAUUAUUCAAGCACGCAACGGUGGUUUGCAACGUAUUGAUGAGUUACAUCCAUCAUAUUUGGCAUAUCAAUACCCUCUCAUAUUUGCGUAUGGUGAAGAUGGUUAUAGGAAAAACAUAUUACAUAGGUAUCGCCACAAAACUAAGGUUACUAGAAAAAAUCGUCAGAGCAUCAAGGAUUGGCUUUCAUACAGGUUGCAAGAACGUAAAUAUGAGGCAAAAACUUUGCUACACUCACGCCGUCUUUUUCAACAGUUCUUGGUAGAUGGUUAUUGUAUGAUGGAAUCUGAAAGACUAAAAUGGUUGCGAAAUAAUCAAUCAAAAUAA
Molecule: messenger RNA, 1566 nt
Organism: Vicia villosa (hairy vetch)
Lineage: Eukaryota; Viridiplantae; Streptophyta; Magnoliopsida; Fabales; Fabaceae
Exons: 3
Coding region: 1-1566 (521 amino acids)
Source: RefSeq, a predicted model, not a curated record